This is a messenger RNA of Penicillium brevicompactum, 588 nucleotides long. RefSeq names its product DUF3237 domain-containing protein. The record is from RefSeq and is a predicted model, not a curated record. The transcript has 2 exons. NCBI's taxonomy places the organism in Eukaryota, Fungi, Ascomycota, Eurotiomycetes, Eurotiales, Aspergillaceae. Bases 1 to 588 code for a protein of 195 amino acids.
AUGUCUUUCACUGCCUCCUCCGGGAACACGGUUUUCCCCAAUGGGCCCACCAUGCGCCAACCCUCGCUGUCCUGGAUAUAUAGACUGGAAUGUGACAUUGCCAAAGAAGAGAUCAACAUUGGAGCACCCCAUAACAGCGGCACCAUUCGCAGCAUUGCCAAUAUCGUGCGUGGUAGUGUCAAAGGCCCCGGAAUUGAAGGAGAGAUCUUACCACUGGGCGGUGCAGACUGGGCCACUGUUGUGAAAGGAACACAUUCCAUGACCCUCGAUGCCCGUUACACCGUGCGUACAUCCGACAACCACCACCUUUACAUCCGCGCCCAUGGCCUGUACCGUCCUGGUCCGGGCACUAGCUAUGCAAAGGCCGUUGAAGAAAACCCAGAUAUGAUCCCUCCUCCAACGGUCACCCAGGACGAUGUUGAGUUCUUUUCACAUUUGCGUAUCGAGGCCGGGCCGGGUCCAUAUAAUUGGUUGAAUGGGCUGGUUUGCUUGGGAGUGAUGUGUUGCGAAGGCGAAAAGAUCUGGAUCGAUGCUUAUCACUUGACUAACUUUCCUGGUGUUAAGCCGGAGGAUGUGCUGGCGAGUUAA